AUGACAAAUGGUGAUGUAAAAAUCCAAAAUAUAUUGCUCAUGGGCCAGCUAUCAAGAAACACCCUGCUGUGCUGUGGUGUGGCGAAUGAAGGCAUUUUCAACCAUAAACAAGGUUUUUCCACCAUGUUUGGAAAGAAAAAGAAAAGGCUUGAAAUUUCUGGACCGUCAAAUUUUGAGCACCGGGUUCACACUGGAUUUGAUCACAGAGAACAAAAAUUUACAGGACUACCUCAACAGUGGCACAGCUUGCUAGCGGACACCGCAAACAGGCCGAAGCCUAUGGUGGACCCUUCAUGUAUCACACCCAUCCAGCUUGCUCCCAUGAAGACUAUCGUUAGAGGAAAUAAACCUCAAAAGGAUACUUCAAUCAAUGGCCUGCUAGAAGAAUUUGACAAUAUCUCAGUGACACGCUCUAAUUCCCUACGGAAGGAAAGUCCUCCCACUCCACACCAAGGAAACUCAAACCAUGUACAAAGCCACCAGGAAGAAAAUGGUUAUAUCACAUAUUCUCAGUAUUCCAGCGAGUCGGACACCACGGCAGACUAUGUCACUGAAAAAUAUAGAGACAAGAGUCUUUAUGGGGAAGAGUUAGACAGAUACUGCCAAGGUAGCUUCACCCCAAAACAGAAUGGACACGUGAUGAAAACAAAACCCAGAGACGCCUAUUAUUCAGAAAUUAAGCCCCUGAAGUCAGACAUCUCAAGGUUCCUUCCAGAUUACCAUACACACAUGGAAACAAAAAGCAAACCCAUUGAGUACAGUGGCCUAAAGUUGGAAUAUCAAAGGAUUCUUAGUGGAUCGUCUCUAGACUACAGAGAACCUUUUCACUACGCUCCAUCUAGAACUUCAGUGCAGAGUGAGUGCUCAAAAGAGAGACUGGAAUACAGUGACAGCGACUGGGGAAAUGGACCAGACAAGGAUGACUAUGACAAAAGACCGAAGUCGUCCUAUGUAAACCAGAUAAGUCCUCAGCCAGCCAUGAGACAGAGAUCCAGAUCAGGUUCGGGUCUUCAGGAACCAGUCGUGCCAUACGGAGCAAGUGCUUUUAAAUCAAAUCAGCAAGGGCAUUCGUAUAGUUCAUACACCUACCCUCGCUUGUCGGAAACGGCAGGAGGCAUUCCAAAGGUGGAUUACGAUCGAGCACAGAUGGUAGUUAGCCCACCACUAUCUGGAUCAGAUACCUACCCUAGAGGCCCAACAAAGCUACCUCAAAGUCAAAGCAAAGUUAGCUGUUCAGGUAGUAGCUUCCAGUAUCCUUCAGUCUAUCACAAAGCCUCUCAUUAUCACCAGCCAGCCCUCCAGUCAAGCUCUCCUUAUAUUUCCACGGCUUCUUACCCAAGCUCCCCAAGUAUCACGUCAAGUGCUUAUCCCCCACCUAGCUGGGGUUCAUCCUCCGAUCAGCAGCCCUCCAGGGUGUCACACGAACAGUUCAGAGCUGCCCUCCAGCUCGUUGUCAGUCCCGGUGACCCCAGAGAAUACUUGGACAACUUUAUCAAAAUAGGAGAAGGCUCCACGGGGAUCGUUUGCAUUGCCACUGAGAAGCACACCGGAAAGCAAGUCGCAGUGAAGAAAAUGGAUCUCAGGAAACAGCAGAGAAGAGAAUUACUCUUCAAUGAGGUUGUAAUAAUGAGGGAUUACCAUCAUGAAAAUGUGGUUGACAUGUACAACAGUUAUCUCGUGAGCGAUGAGCUCUGGGUUGUUAUGGAGUUUCUGGAAGGUGGUGCUUUGACAGACAUAGUGACGCAUACAAGAAUGAAUGAAGAGCAGAUAGCUACAGUUUGUCUGUCUGUACUGAGAGCGCUGUCCUACCUGCACAAUCAAGGGGUUAUUCACCGCGAUAUAAAAAGUGACUCUAUACUUCUCACGAGCGAUGGAAGGAUAAAAUUAUCGGAUUUUGGGUUCUGUGCCCAAGUUUCCAAGGAAGUUCCGAAAAGGAAAUCUCUUGUUGGAACACCAUACUGGAUGGCACCGGAGGUGAUAUCCAGACUGCCUUAUGGAACUGAGGUGGAUAUCUGGUCACUUGGUAUCAUGGUAAUAGAAAUGAUAGAUGGAGAACCACCUUAUUUCAAUGAGCCACCGCUCCAAGCAAUGCGCAGAAUCCGAGAUAACUUACCCCCACGAGUGAAGGACAUACAUAAGGUUUCCUCAGUGCUCCGAGGGUUCUUAGAUCUGAUGUUGGUGAGGGAGCCCUCCCAGAGAGCAACAGCACAAGAACUAUUAAGACAUCCAUUUUUGAAACUGGCAGGCCCUCCUUCUUGUAUUGUGCCACUCAUGAGGCAAUACAGGCACCGUUGA
Molecule: messenger RNA, 2295 nt
Organism: Emys orbicularis (European pond turtle)
Lineage: Eukaryota; Metazoa; Chordata; Testudines; Emydidae
Gene: PAK5
Product: p21 (RAC1) activated kinase 5
Exons: 10
Coding region: 1-2295 (764 amino acids)
Biological process (GO): protein phosphorylation; regulation of MAPK cascade; cytoskeleton organization
Cellular component (GO): cytoplasm
Molecular function (GO): protein serine/threonine kinase activity; ATP binding
Source: RefSeq, a predicted model, not a curated record